Molecule: messenger RNA, 3888 nt
Organism: Notolabrus celidotus (New Zealand spotty)
Lineage: Eukaryota; Metazoa; Chordata; Actinopteri; Labriformes; Labridae
Product: endothelin receptor type B-like
Exons: 8
Coding region: 376-1623 (415 amino acids)
Biological process (GO): enteric nervous system development; vasoconstriction; regulation of blood pressure
Cellular component (GO): membrane
Molecular function (GO): endothelin receptor activity
Source: RefSeq, a predicted model, not a curated record
ACAGUCCCUCUGUGCGUCAGAGCGCAGGCAGAGGAGGGUGCGGAGGACCCUGACGCACAGCGGGACACACUGUACACACUGUGAAGUAAAACUUCUGCUGUCCACACAAGUUGUCGUGAUUAUUCCGAAAACAACGGGCAUAAAAAGUAGAACUCUGCUGGAUUAUUGAUCGGAAAACUUUGGCCUUGACCACAUCUCAACUCCAGGUAGCGACCAGGACAAUCAAGCUUGGACUCAGACCUACGCUGCCAGGGCCAGAGCCAGGCCCUGUGUGUGGAUGUGUGUUAGUGUGUGAAAAUGUGUGUGUGUGUUCCUUUAAGUUUGUAUUUGUAGUCUGGGUGCCUUUGCGUGAGAGUACUUCUUCUGAGUAAAAGGAUGAGGGCCAUCGCUCUGUUGUGUCUCCUACUGCUUGUGGAGGUCAGAGCCUUUCGGUUCGCCCGCGACUCCCAGAGUAGCCCCGAACUUUCAGAACUCUCCAAGAGCAACGCCUCUGCCCCCCUCUCACCCCUCGCACCCUUGCCACCCGCACGGCCGAGGGGGCCCUCCCCCCCCAUGUGCAUAAAUCCCACGGAGAUAAAGCACGCUUUCAAGUAUGUGAACACCAUCGUGUCCUGUCUGAUCUUUGUGGUGGGGAUCAUCGGCAACUCCUCGCUGCUCAGGAUCAUAUAUAAGAACAAGUGCAUGAGGAACGGACCAAACGUGCUGAUUGGCAGCUUAGCUCUGGGGGACCUGCUUUACAUCAUCAUCGCCAUCCCCAUCAACGUGUUUAAGCUUAUAGCCGAGGACUGGCCGUUCGGCGUGUACAUCUGCAAGUUGUUUCCAUUCAUCCAGAAAGCCUCCGUGGGAAUCACCGUCCUCAGCCUGUGUGCUCUCAGUAUUGACCGCUAUCACGCAGUGACAUCAUGGAGCAGGGUGAAGGGCAUGGGGAUCCCUCUAUGGAAAGCAGUGGAGGUGACACUGAUCUGGAUGGUUGCUGUGGUGCUGGCAGUCCCUGAGGCGCUGGCAUUUGACAUGUUGGAGAUACCGUACAGAGGCAACAAGCUGCGUGUGUGUAUGCUGCCUCCACCACAGGGCAUGGGCUUUAUGAAGUUCUACCACAACGUGAAAGACUGGUGGCUGUUUGGCUUCUAUUUCUGCCUGCCUCUAGCCUGCACAGGAGUCUUCUACACGCUCAUGUCCUGUGAGAUGCUCAGUCGCAAAAAAGGCAUGCGCAUCGCACUCAACGACCACAUGAAACAGCGGAGGGAAGUAGCAAAGACAGUGUUCUGCCUGGUGUUGAUAUUUGCUCUCUGCUGGCUGCCCCUUCAUCUCAGCCGUAUUCUGAAGAAAACAAUCUACAACGAGUACGACCCCAACCGCUGUGAGCUGCUCAGCUUCCUGUUAGUGAUGGAUUACAUCGGCAUCAACAUGGCCUCACUUAACUCCUGCAUCAACCCCAUUGCCCUCUACUUUGUCAGCCAGAAGUUUAAAAACUGCUUCCAGUCUUGCCUGUGCUGCUGGUGCUAUAGGACAUCUCCGCUGGAUGGACCAGGUUCAGGAGGACGCUGGAAGGGCUCUUGUCAUGGCAACGGACUAGACCGCUCCAGCUCCCGCUCCAGUCAGAAAUACACAAGCUCUUCUUAAAUACACGGACUCACACACAUCACACUCCUCUUCUGUUAAAAAACACAACAGUUUCCGACAUGGAGAAACAGCUGUGUCACUGCCAAAUAGAUCCUGAUGAAGAGGGGAAGAUGGAGAAGUCUCUUGUGAAGGAUGAAGAGCAGACCGUAAUAAAAAAAAGCAACAGAUCAAUCCAAACAGAUAAACGAAACAACAGGACUGUCACUGUUCAGGCUGGAUCACUAACUGAAAACAACACAAUGAGACCAAAGCGACAUAAAUGUGUUCAUAAAGCUAACAGAGAGAAGUGAACGUCUGUCAUGGUUAAUGCAUAUAUGAGGAAUGUUAAUCAGAGCCACAUGCAAAGUAAAGUGCAGGAUUAUUCAUAUGUAGAACUAUGAUAAUAUAUCUUAUCUGAGUGCUUCAUGUAUGGAUGACAGGACGGAUGCAGGAAACAUAUGUUCAAACACAUCAAUAGCUGAUUAAUUAGCUGCAUGAUGUCAUCAAGCCCCCUCCCAUGCCCUGGUGACAUCAUACCAGAGUAAAAUGGGCCCCACUGUGUCUAACAGCCAUGAGGAGAGGCAAACAUCGAACAUCUGUUGCCAGGAAAUGGUUGCUGCUUCAAGUGGUCACAUGGAGGGCAGCUGUUGUCCAAGAGAGUUGGAGGACACCAGAUGAUUCCCAUCAUACUACAGAAAAGGUCAUUAUUAGAAAUUGCACUAUUGCAGUGUUCAGGCUGUUGGUCUCUGUUUCCACUUAGGUGAAAGUCUCAACCUUUAUGUGACAAUGUAGCUUCUAUUUUUCUAAGAAAACACCGCAAAACACUCAAAGUCUGUUUGCUCUUCCAACAUGAGGUAUCUAUUUAUGAUUUCCAAACAUUUCACCUCUGUCCCUCUGUGGUCCUGUCUCUGUGGCAGGAAAUUACUUUAAAAAUGUCUCCUAAGAGCUGCUUAAGGAAUAUAUUUUCUAAACCUGAUUCAUUUCAAAGCUUUAAGAAAGGAAGGAAAGAGAAAUCCUGUACAGAUGGUUGUUUUUAAGAGUUGAAUGUUUUUACUGGAGAUUUGAAGAAAAUCAUUUUUCUACAUAAUAGAAAUUAUUUAGAUAUAUUUUUUUUGUUUUUCUUGAAAUAUAGUAAAUGAUUUCCUGCUGAUAAUAUGUGUUUGAACAGCAGUUGUGAACAAGUAAUGAUCUCAUACUGAAAAAUGAAAUAUGUGAAGUGAAGGAAAAGAAAUGUGUUCCUGGUAUUUUUGAUAGCUAGGAUUUGGAGGUCUGUAGCUGGAGUUAGCUGCAAGUCAAGUGCUCAUUAGUCAUGUACUUGUGACAAAUCUUGUGAUGCCAAUACAAGGAAACAGCUUUUACUGUCUCUGGCUCUGUACAGAGUCUAGAUAAUGUGUUAUUUGUUGUAUCUUUUUGGACGAUUUGCAUGUUCAGAUUUAUUGGCUGUGAGAUGAAGAAGCAAAGUUCACAUGUUCUGAGUUUUCUGUAAAACUGGGUGAAUGUGAAGGUCCUUUUUUUAAAUCUGAACCUGUGUUAAUGAACCUGACAAGGUGUUUGUUUACACUGAAGCAUUCUGAGAUAGUCUUGAUACAUGUCUUAUAGUAUACACAUGACAAGGGUUCAUUGAAACACAUUAUGUUGAUCAUGCAGCAUGCAGUCUGAGAACUCAUGAUCACAAUGAGGCCUCUUGGGGGAAAAGGCCAAUUUUACAUGGCUACCACUUUACUCAGCAGAUAUCCAAUUUACAGUCAGGUGAGUGACUCCGGACAUGAAAUCGGGUUCUUGGAUUGCUUUACAUUCAGCCUCUUCAUCUGUCCACUCUUUUCCCCCCAUGCAUACACAGUCUGCUAAAACAUGACAAGUCACUGCCACACACAGACCUUACAAGGAAAUCAGAACAGUCAUGAUAACAAAUGAUGCUUACCUACAUGCUACAUUCAUAUGCAGACAUCUUCUUAUAGAGACAGUCCAUUUAUCACUGUGUGCCAUUGUCAACCUGCCUUCAAAUACAUCCUCAUGCAUCUAUGUACUGAGCAGCUUUGUGCCCGUCUGAAGGGACAGGUCACUAAGGUUGGAAAUAAAUUGUAAUGUGAAUGUUGACGCAGAUUUUUUAAAUUACAUUUAUACUGCAGUAUUUGAGAGUAUGGAUUAAUAAAUAUUAUUUUAUAGCAUUUGUUUGAGAUAUUUGCAUAUAGUCCAUGUAUUUAGGGUCAUUUCUGGCAAAUAACAAUGUAUUCUCAUAGUUGCUGACCAAAUAUUUACUUUUGUACAAUAAAUCUGUAUAUAUUA